AUGGGAGUUGUUACUACGAUAUCAGGCUUGUUGUCUCAAAUCGACCUUUUGACGUUUGUAUGUGCAAUUGCUGCAUACACAUUCAGUUUAGUCGUGUACAGACUCUAUUUCAGUCCUCUAGCUGGCUUCCCAGGCCCCAAGCUGACAGCAGCGACUGAAUGGUACGUGAUAUACUUUCAAGUUGUGAAAGGCGGGCAGUUCUGGCGAAAAAUUCCCGAGUGGCAUGAAAAAUAUGGUCCCAUUGUCCGCAUCAGCCCUACAGAACUCCAUAUUAGCGAUCCUGAGUUCUAUGAUACAAUCUACACCACCGAUGAACGUGACAGAGUUUACCUUCGCAAUGCGCUGCCCACGGCACCUUCCGCUACUCACUCCACAGUGGAUCACUUCCUUCAUCAACGACGACGUGCAGCUCUCAGUCCUUUAUUCUCUAAGCUCAACCUUCAGAAAUUCCAUCCUCUUAUACAAUCUCGUGUCGAUAUCAUAGUUAAUCGAAUUAAUACCGAAUACAGAGAAGGAUUUACGUCGGAUUUCAUGGAAGCUGUAAACAGCAUGUUCACCAUCUUGCACUUGUCGGAGCAUUUUCCAAUGUUGGCGUGGAUUAUGAAUUGGGUUUCUGGUCUGCCGUAUAACUUCAUGAAGAAGAUUGUGCCGAAGAAGACGGAGCCCGUUUUAAGUUGGCUCGAGGAUCUUAGAACUGACUUGAGGGCCGUGAUGCAUGGAACGAAGGAGAAGACUGAAACCGCGCAAUCGACAAUAUUUCACGAGAUCCUGAAAUCGGACCUACCCCCCGAGGAGAAAAGCGAGAAACGACUUCAUGAUGAAGCACAAGUGAUUGUUAGUGCUGGAGUUGAGACAACCAAAUGGACGUUGACAGUGGCAAUGUUUCAUCUCCUAGAAAACCCGGAGCUUCUUUCUAAGCUACGAGCUGAGAUCUUUACGGUUUUUCCGGACCUAUCCUCUCCUCCUUCAUUAGCAACACUUGAGAGGUUACCUUACUUGACCGCGAUUGUGCAAGAAGCACUUCGAUGUUCCAUAGGCCUACAAGCACACGGUCCCCGUGUAGCACACAGACCUCUCUCAUACACAGAUCCAACAACAAGACGCACUUACACCAUUCCGGCAGAUACCCCAUUAUCGUGCGCCACGCCCAUGAUUCAUCACAAUGAAUCUAUCUUCCCAUCCGCACGUUCUUUCAUUCCUGAACGAUGGCUUUCAGAUCCUGUCACCGGCGAACCACCCAAGGUCAAACUUGCUUCCGGAGAAGAAAGGCCAUUAACAAAGUACCUAGUCACCUUCUCGAAAGGUAGUAGACAAUGCCUAGGGAUGAAUUUAGCCUAUGCCGAGAUGUAUCUUGGACUGGCUAAUUUUACAAGGAAAUGUGAGUUCGAGUUGUGGGAAACUACACAUGAAGCGGUGGAAACGUGGGCUGAACAUAACGUUCCAAUUCCCAAACCAGGCACUGGGGUCAGAGUCAAAGUUCUCUGA
Molecule: messenger RNA, 1485 nt
Organism: Sclerotinia sclerotiorum 1980 UF-70
Lineage: Eukaryota; Fungi; Ascomycota; Leotiomycetes; Helotiales; Sclerotiniaceae
Exons: 5
Coding region: 1-1485 (494 amino acids)
Molecular function (GO): monooxygenase activity; oxidoreductase activity, acting on paired donors, with incorporation or reduction of molecular oxygen; heme binding
Source: RefSeq, a predicted model, not a curated record